Biomphalaria glabrata is the source of this 1468-nucleotide messenger RNA. Its product is annotated as baculoviral IAP repeat-containing protein 5-like. Lineage: Eukaryota; Metazoa; Mollusca; Gastropoda; Planorbidae. The coding region runs from base 181 to 615 and encodes 144 amino acids. The record is from RefSeq and is a predicted model, not a curated record. The transcript has 4 exons.
CAAAAAUCCGGACGAAAUUUAAAACUCGGAUUGUUUAGCUAGAUCUAUUUAGGGCUUUGUUAUUGUUGUUUAGUAUUGUUUACCAUUUAGAAUCUAGAUCUAUAUACUAUAUAGAUCUAUAAUAUAGACUAGAUAUAAAGCCUUUUUGUUGCCUUGUAAUCUAGAUCUAUAUUCUCCACUAUGGACCAUAAUAUUGAUUUGCGUUUAAAUAAAGAUGUGUUAAUGCUAUUAGAAAACGCUCGGUUAGAAACGUAUGAAAAAUGGCCUAACGACAAAACUUGGUAUUGCACACCUGAAAAGCUUGCCAAAAGUGGCUUCUUCUUCAAUCCAAGUUCUGAUUCUCCUGACAAUGUUUGUUGUGCAUUCUGUCGUAAAGAAUUGGAUUGCUGGGAUCCUGACGAUGAACCAUUGGCUGAACAUAAAAAACAUUCGCCAAAGUGCCUAUUUCUUACAUUGAGUUGUCCAGUUGAGAACCUUACAGCUGUGGAGUUUCUAAAGCUUGUUAAAGAUGUUACAGUUUUCAGGGCUAGUUAUUUUUUUGACAAGGCCAUAUCUACGUUUGAAAGUCAGGCAGCUGAUACACGACAAGAAAUAAUUAAACAUAUAAGCAAGUGAUAGGAAGUUCUUGUCUUUUCUUCAACUUUUGUUUGCUGAGAUUGGAUGCUUGUGACUGUGCACUUUUUCUGGAACUUAAAAUUUCAAAAUUUGUUUGUACCACUUUUCAAAUGUAUUUAUUCUGACUCAACAUUGUAUAUUAACUCUUUGUCAACUGCAAAUUUUUAUUUGAGACAUUAUUGUUUGGACUUCAAUGGACAAAUAUCAAAAUUAAAUAAACAUAGUUUGUAAAUAUUCCAUUGCUAUAGGAGCUAUGCAUAAAUUUAAGAGGUAUUUAGUUAUUUCAGAAUGAUGUUCAUGCUAUGUAUUUCUCUUUAAAUUAAAUAACUCGAUUGUUUUAGAUUCUUUGUUAAUUUGUACAAAAUUUGUUUCCAACAAAACAGAAAAGACCAAUAUAGAAAACUUUAAACAUCAGAGCAGAUGAAAAAUACUGUUUUUAAAAUUUCUAGUGAUUGAUUUGAAAUUUCAAGCCUUGAGAAAUAGAACUUCACUCUAAUUUGCACCUAAUGUGAGUGGAUGCAGACCUCACUUUUUUGUUAAGCAACAUUCAUUACAGAUCACUUCUAGGAAAGAAUAGAUUAUUACAACCCCAGGAGUAUUUUUAAAUAUCGUUUAACCAACUUGAUGACUUGUACUGUUAAUUUCUAAUUGAUUUUUAAGGCCUUCAGUUUAACAGAUGUGUAACACAAACUCACUUUUUACAUAUUUUGUUGUUUACCUUUUGAAAUCUUAACUCAAAAUUUGGAACAUGAACUGAAAGGAAAGUUGAAAACAGACAUAAUACUGUUAUGUUAAGUUAUCAAAGAUUUCUAACCCUUAGGUCUAAAUUCAUUUUUUUAGUAAUAUAAUAAUA